Molecule: messenger RNA, 600 nt
Organism: Trichechus manatus latirostris (Florida manatee)
Lineage: Eukaryota; Metazoa; Chordata; Mammalia; Sirenia; Trichechidae
Product: cytochrome c oxidase subunit 5A, mitochondrial
Exons: 3
Coding region: 52-444 (130 amino acids)
Biological process (GO): mitochondrial electron transport, cytochrome c to oxygen
Cellular component (GO): mitochondrial inner membrane
Source: RefSeq, a predicted model, not a curated record
GCUCAUACCCGGCUUAGCUUCAGCCUUAGCCUGUGCGCCGCCAUCGCUGUCAUGCUGGGCGCCGGUCUCCGCCGCUGCGCCGUAGCCGCAGCCUUCCGGGCUGGCCCUCGAGGCCUUCUGCACUCCGCCCCGGCCCCCAGCCCCGCCGCCGCUGUCCAGUCAGUUCGCUGCUACUCCCAUGGGUCUCAUGAGACAGAUGAGGAGUUUGAUGCUCGCUGGGUGACAUACUUCAACAAGCCAAAUAUCGAUGCCUGGGAAUUGCGUAAAGGGAUGAACACACUUGUUGGCUAUGAUCUGGUUCCAGAACCCAAAAUCAUCGACGCUGCUUUGCGGGCAUGCAGACGGUUAAAUGAUUUUGCUAGUGCGGUUCGCAUCCUAGAGGUUGUUAAGGUCAGUGAAAUAACUAUGUUAAAGUUGUUCUGGAAGUGGGUGGACUGUCAAUAGGUAACAGCAUAUUCUGUGCUUUUGCAUUUGUUAAAAUUCCUACAGUUAGUUCUCUUAUAGCUAGAAGAAGGAGCCCUGGUGGCCCAAUCGUUAAGUGAUCGGCUACUGAUAGAAAGGUUAGUGGUUUGAACCACCCAGCGGCUCCUUAUGAGAAAG